AGUUUCAUUUCUUGGGAUGUAGCUUGCCAAUUAUCCAAGCACCAUAUGUUGAGUAGGGUGUCCUUUCCCCACUUUAUAUCAUUGUUUGCUUUGUCAAAGACCAGUUGGCUAAUUAUCAGGAGUCGGCGCCGUGGCAGCUUCGGGAUAACUUGAGGGUGCAUCCUGGGGAAGAGACACCUCCUGUCCGUGGUGCUGACUGCUGAGGACAGCGCUUCGGCGUGGCUUCUCCAUGGCCCAGCUUCUUUGGUGCAUUUUUCUUUCAUGGUUCAUCCAUAUGGCUCGAAAUGAAAAUUACGUUAGUUUGUUAUGGAUGAAGAGUAUUGCGUUGUGCAGCUAUACUGCAGUUUCCUCAUCCCUUCAUCUGUGGAUGGACAGGUUCCACAGUGUUGCCACGGAUGACCUGAUUUCAGUACCCAUGUCUGGCUGAAGAGUAUCUGGUUGUGACUGGAUACUGCAGUUUCUGGAUCCCAUCCUCUGCGGGUGGACAGGAUGGUAGAGAGCAGUUUACAGCCUGAGACCCAUCACUAGGUGCAGAAGACCCAGGUUUAUCUUGGAACCUGAAGAGGAGAGGAAAUUCAUGGAAAUCAUAGGUUUCUCCAUCUUUCUGGUAGUGAACUGAUGUCCGGAAGUUUGAUGGCUGAAGAGUACACCAUUGUGCAUAUAUCCUUCAAUUCCUGCAUUUUUUCAUCUGUGGAAAGACAACUUCUAAGGAGUGAAUUUUCAGUGCAUUGUUGUUGUUCAAGUACAAGCAGCCACUUCAGUUUUACCACAUUCAUCUUCCACACACUGAUGAACCAUAUGGAGACAGCAGGAACUUCAGUAGAACCAGAGGGAGUAGUUAGGACAGACAUUCUGAUUCAUUCAUUCUGAUUCUCACUAUUGUCAAGAACAGACCCUCCCAGUCUUCAGUGCAUUCUAAAUACUGGCUAAUUCUGGCCAAUGGAAGGCAUCUGUGGAAGAAAAAAGCCUCAGGUUUUUGGGGAACAGGCGGUGUUUGAUUAUAUGAACUGGAAGAGCUGGGGUGUUCUCAGGAGCCACCGUGUGCCGCGGCAGCUUCGGGAUAACUUGAGGCUGCAUCCUGGGGAAGAAACACCUCCUGUCCGUGGCGCUGACGGCUGAGGACAGAGCUUUGGUGUGGCUUCUCUGCGACUGGCUUCUUCAGGGAGUUCUUCCUUCAUGGUUCCACCGUGUUGCCGCAGAUAACGUGAUUUCAGUACCUGUGUCUGGCUGAAAAGUGUUGGCUUGUGAAUGGAUAUUGUGGUUUCUGGAUCCCAUCCUCUGCGGGUGGACAGGUUUCUCCACCUUGCUGGAAGUGACCUGAUGUCCAGAAGUUUGAUGGCUGGGGAGUAUACCAUUGUGCAAGCAUCCUUCAUUUCCUGCAUUUCUUCCUCCAUGGAUGGACAGCCUCUUUGCUGCUACAUGUGGCCAUUCAAAUGAGCCCUGGCUAAGUACAUGUGGAUAGAAGUUAAUGUUUGCUUCUUGCAAGCCUGGCCCGUGAUUCUAUGUUGUGAUUUAGAACAUAAAGAAGAAGUGAGACUUGCUGAAUGAGACUCUUGAACGCUUCCUCUGACAAGCUCCAAGGCACACUAGUUGUCUUGCAGUGCUUUGGACAGCUACUCAUUUGUUGGACAAUAAUUUCCCAACCUGGGGAUAACCCAGAGCAUUUUCCACGUUCAUAUUUUGCUUCAGUUGCUCAUGGGUUUGAUCAAAGCUAGACAGUGACUGAACCAGGAGGCUCAGACCCCAGGCCAGCAUGGAGUCCUGUGGUUGAAGACAGGCUGGACCAUCAGAGGAAGAAAACAAGUAGCCCUUUUUUCUGGAUUUUCACCUUCUCUGUUUUCAGGAAACCUGAAGCUGGUUAUGUUAUUCAGACAUGACUGAAAAGAGAUUAUUUUGAGUUGUUUUGGUGGCACCAAGAAAUUUGCCAAUGUGACAGCCAAAGCAGAAAGACCAAGGCAUUGGGAGUGGGAGAGCCACUGAUGAUGCUGGGUCUGGUAGGCUUUUCGAGAUCUCCCAGCCCCAAAACAGCCAAGCAGCUCUGUCCUGGGUUGUGAGUGGGCUCAGCCCCUGUGCACACCCAUGCUUGGAUUCUGUCACACAUGGCACCCACAGGAGGCAGCACCCCCUCCAGGAGACUGGUUGGCAGGAUCCUGUCUCCACACGUGAAGACAGCAGGCAGAACCCACAUGUCCUCUAUUUCUCCCAGUGCCAGUCGCCCAUGGGGGUUCACGAUGAGACCCACGGGUCCAACCUGCAGGCAGAGUUGCCACCCCAGCCUGAGGCAAAGUGGACCUUUUUCUGCCAGAGGGGUCUCCUUUCCCAUUGGCCAGAAUGGCCUCAAAUGACAAGGACAGAACAAGGCACAAGUGCCCAUUAGAGUGUCUGAGCCCCCCUGGUGUCUGCUUCCACACAUCUCCUGGGAGGUCCCAGCAGGCACCCAGGCCUGGGCCACAGCUCACCCCACACUCAGAGGUGGGUAGCACAGCUGCCCUGUGCAGCCCUCAGGGAGGAAAGGGAGAAAGAUGACAAAAGCAAGACACAAGAAAUGCAGCAAAGGCACACUAACACACACAUUGACACUCAUCUGGGGCAGGCCAUCCUCUCACCCAUGACCAGCAGUGCAGGCAGCUGAGAGCCAGGCAGGAGGCGGUGCCACCAUCCCGAGUUAGGACUGGAACCAGAGAAGAACACAGAGUCCAUAGAGUCAAGGGCCACUGACCUCAGGACCUGCAGUUUGCAGGGAGGGGAUGCUGUGAGAGAACUGUUCCAGGUCACAGCUAAGUAUGUCUGACUUUAAGAAAAUACUUCAAACCAAAGUACAUUUAUGGAAGACUCUCGAUGAUAUAAAAAAGCACAGUUUAGAAAAUGUGAAAGCAAUCACCGAACAUAUUCAUAUAUUUUCAUCUAAAUUAAGUUAGAGUUUUUCUAAAACUGGGAUCAGGCCAGGUAUGGUGGCUCAGGCCUGUAAUCCUAGCACUUUGGGAGCCUGAGGCAGGAGGAUCGCUUGAGGCCAAGAGUGGAGACCAGCCUGGGCAACAUGAAACAUUUGCAGACACAGAAGGACAAAUACUGCAGCAUCUCACUGACAUGGGAGCUAAAAAAAACUUGAUCCCAUGGACACAGAGAAUACAAUGGCAGUACCAGAGGCCGGGAAGACUGGAGGCUUCUCAGUGGCUUGAAAGCUCAGCUGACUCCCACGAAAUUUGCCGGGAACUCAAGGCUGUCGGUGACAUUUGUGGCGCCAAGACUUAAGCAGAUUGGGAACCCGGAGUUACCUGCUAGUUGGUGAAACUGGUUGGUAAACGCAAUCUGCUGGCUACUACCGGUUUCUCCUGGCUGUUAAAAGCAGAUGGUGGCUGAGGUUGAUUCCAUGCCGGUUGCCUCUUCUGUGAAGAAGCCAUUUGGUCUCAGGAGCAAGAUGGGCAAGUGGUGCUGCCACUGCUUCCCCUGCUGCAGGGGGAGCGGCAAGAGCAACGUGGGCACUUCUGGAGACCACGACGACUCUGCUAUGAAGACACUCAGGAGCAAGAUGGGCAAGUGGUGCCGCCACUGCUUCCCCUGCUGCAGGGGGAGCGGCAAGAGCAACGUGGGCGCUUCUGGAGACCAUGACGACUCUACUAUGAAGACACUCAGGAGCAAGAUGGGCAAGUGGUGCUGCCACUGCUUCCCCUGCUGCAGGGGGAGCGGCAAGAGCAAGGUGGGCACUUGGGGAGACUAUGAUGACAGCGCCUUCAUGGAGCCCAGGUACCACGUCUGUGGAGAAGAUCUGGACAGGCUCCACAGAGCUGCCUGGUGGGGUAAAGUCCCUAGAAAGGGUCUGAUCGUCAUGCUCAGGGACACUGACGUGAACAAGAAGGACAAGCAAAAGAGGACUGCUCUACAUCUGGCCUCUGCCAAUGGGAAUUCAGAAGUAGUAAAACUCCUGCUGGACAGACGAUGUCAACUUAAUGUCCUUGACAACAAAAAGAGGACAGCUCUGAUAAAGGCCGUACAAUGCCAGGAAGAUGAAUGUGCGUUAAUGUUGCUGGAACAUGGCACUGAUCCAAAUAUUCCAGAUGAGUAUGGAAAUACCACUCUGCACUACGCUAUCUACAAUGAAGAUAAAUUAAUGGCCAAAGCACUGCUCUUAUACGGUGCUGAUAUCGAAUCAAAAAACAAGCAUGGCCUCACACCACUGCUACUUGGUGUACAUGAGCAAAAACAGCAAGUGGUGAAAUUUUUAAUCAAGAAAAAAGCGAAUUUAAAUGCGCUGGAUAGAUAUGGAAGAACUGCUCUCAUACUUGCUGUAUGUUGUGGAUCAGCAAGUAUAGUCAGCCUUCUACUUGAGCAAAAUAUUGAUGUAUCUUCUCAAGAUCUAUCUGGACAGACGGCCAUAGAGUAUGCUGUUUCUAGUCAUCAUCAUGUAAUUUGUGAAUUACUUUCUGACUACAAAGAAAAACAGAUGCCAAAAUCCUCUUCUGAAAACAGCAACCCAGAACAAGACUUAAAGCUGACAUCAGAGGAAGAGUCACAAAGGCUUAAAGGCAGUGAAAAUGGCCAGCCAGAGAAAAGAUCUCAAGAACCAGAAAUAAAUAAGGAUGGUGAUAGAGAGCUAGAAAAUUUUAUGGCUAUCAAAGAAGAAAUGAAGAAGCAGGGAAGUACUCAUGUCGGAUUCCCAGAAAACCUGACUAAUGGUGCCACUGCUGGCAAUGGUGAUGAUGGAUUAAUUCCUCCAAGGAAGAGCAGAACACCUGAAAGCCAGCAAUUUCCUGACACUGAGAAUGAAGAGUAUCACAGUGACAAACAAAAUGAUACUCAGAAGCAAUUUUGUGAAGAACAGAACACUGGAAUAUUACACGAUGAGAUUCUGAUUCAUGAAGAAAAGCAGAUAGAAGUGGUUGAAAAAAUGAAUUCUGAGCUUUCUCUUAGUUGUAAGAAAGAAAAAGACCUCUUGCAUGAAAAUAGUACGUUGCAGGAAGAAAUUGCCAUGCUAAGACUGGAGCUAGACACAAUGAAACAUCAGAGCCAGCUAAGAGAAAAGAAAUAUUUGGAGGAUAUUGAAAGUGUGAAAAAAAAGAAUGAUAAUCUUUUAAAGGCUCUACAAUUGAAUGAGCUCACCAUGGAUGAUGAUACCGCCGUGCUCGUCAUUGACAACGGCUCUGGCAUGUGCAAGGCCGGCUUUGCAGGUGACGAUGCCCCGCGGGCUGUCUUCCCUUCCAUCGUGGGGCACCCCAGGCACCAGGGCAUGAUGGGGGGCAUGCAUCAGGAGUCCUAUGUGGGCAAGGAGGCCCAGAGCAAGAGAGGCAUCCUGACCCUGAAGUACCCCAUGGAACACGGCAUCAUCACCAACUGGGAUGACAUGGAGAAGAUCUGGCACCACACCUUCUACAAAGAGCUGCGAGUGGCUCCCGAGGAGCACCCCAUCCUGCUGACCGAGGCCCCCCUGAACCCCAAGGCCAACCGCGAGAAGAUGACCCAGAUCAUGUUUGAGACCUUCAACACCCCAGCCAUGUACGUGGCCAUCCAGGCCGUGCUGUCCCUGUACACCUCUGGCCGUACUACUGGCUUCGUGAUGGACUCUGGUGACGGGGUCACCCACACUGUGCCCAUCUAUGAGGGGAAUGCCCUCCCCCAUGCCACCCUGCGCCUUGACCUGGCUGGGCGGGAACUGACUGACUACCUCAUGAAGAUCCUCACGGAGCGUGGCUAUAGGUUUACCACCAUGGCCGAGCGGGAAAUCGUGCGUGACAUCAAAGAGAAGCUGUGCUAUGUUGCCCUGGACUUCGAGCAGGAGAUGGCCACGGCGGCCUCCAGCUCCUCCCUAGAGAAGAGCUACGAGCUGCCCGAUGGCCAGGUCAUCACCAUCGGCAACGAGCGGUUCUGCUGCCCCGAGGCGCUCUUCCAGCCUUGCUUCCUGGGCAUGGAAUCCUGUGGCAUCCAUGAAACUACCUUCAACUCCAUCAUGAAGUCUGAUGUGGACAUCCGCAAAGACCUGUACACCAACACAGUGCUGUCUGGUGGCACCACCAUGUACCCUGGCAUGGCCCACAGAAUGCAGAAGGAGAUCGCUGCCCUGGCGCCUAGCAUGAUGAAGAUCAAGAUCAUUGCUCCUCCCAAGCGCAAGUACUCCGUGUGGGUCGGUGGCUCCAUCCUGGCCUCGCUGUCCACCUUCCAGCAGAUGUGGAUCAGCAAGCAGGAGUAUGAUGAGUCAGGCCCCUCCAUUGUCCACCGCAAAUGCUUCUAGGUGGACUCUGACUUAGUUGUGUUACACCCUUUCUUGACAAAACCAAACUUCUCAGAAAACAACAUGAGAUUGGCAUGGCUUUAUUUGUUUUCUUAUUUCAUUUUUUGUUUUGUUUUUUAUUGGCUUGACUCAGGAUUUAAAAACCGGAAUGGUGAAGGUGACAGCAGUCGGUUGGAGGGAGCUUCCUCCAAAGUUCUACAAUGUGGCCGAGGACUUUGAUUGUACAUUGUUCUUCUUUUCAAUAGUCAUUCCAAAUAUUGUGAGACGCAUUGUUUCAGGAAGCCCCUUGCCCUGCUAAAAGCCACCCCACUUCUCUCUAAGGAGAAUGGCCCAGUCCUCUCCCUAUUUCACACAGGGGUGGUGAUAGCAUUGCUUUUGUGCAAAUUACAUAAUGCAAAAUUUUUUGAAUCUUCGCCUUAAUACUUUUUAAUUUUGUUUUAUUUUGAAUGAUCAGCCGUCGUGGCCCCCCUCUUUUGUACCCCAGCUUGGGGUGUAUGAAAGCUUUCGGUCUCCCUGAGAGUGGCUGGAGGCAGCCAGGGCUUACCUGUACUCUGACUUGAGGAGAGUUGGAUAAAAGUGCACACCUUAAAAAAAAUUGAGGAAGCACAGUAUUUCAGUACAGUGGACAGCUUAGCAUGUUGACAACUGAGAAUAAAAUGCUCAGUUCUGAACUGGACAGUGUAAGACACAAUGAGGAAACACUGGAAAUGGAAAUUCAAUUACAUCAUUGUAGACUGGCUACUGCUCUACAUGAUUGUGACCAAAGUCAGAUAGCUGAAAGAGACUUCUUUCCAGAGAACAAGACAUGAACAGGUUUAUUUACAGAAGACAAUGAAUUCUCAUUUAUCUCACCUAAAAGAGAACAGAUUCUUUCUCAACAAGUCUAAUGUAGACAGUAAAAUCAACAGGCUAAAAAUUAAGCUCCAUGAAACAAGAUAAAACUCUGAGAGAAAAGACGGGGCAGGCCGCCAUCUUUCCCGUUCAGGCAACUUAGUCAUUCCAGCCUGCGGGCUUUGGAGAGUACAAACCGACGAGGGACAGAAGAGAUCCCAUAGCACAGCAUAGCUGCUUUACCAAAUCAUGGCCAGACUGCUUCUGUAAGCAGGCCCCUGAUCCUGUUCCACCUCACUGGACAGGACCUCCCAACUGAGGCCUCCAGCUACCCCCACCAGCAUUCCUUGGCCAAUGGAAAUGUGAAAUGUUCCUGGGACAGAGCACCCGGAGAGGGGCAGGCCCCCACCUUUGCUCUUUCGGUGACUAGCCAUUCUGGCCUGUGGGCUUUGGAGAUCCCAAGCUGACAAGGGGUGGAAGAGGUACCUCAGCACAGCACAGCCACGCUACAAAAACGUGGCCAGACUCUUGUUUACGUCAGUCCCUGACCACAUUUCUAGUCAGCGGGUGAAGUCUUUCAACCCGGUUCUCUGGCUACCUUGACUGCUGUUCUCUGGACCACAGCAGCCCUACAGAAAAGUGGCCGGACUCUCUACUUGAGGGGCAGAUCCUCCUGGCCUGGGUCUCUAGCCAGCCCACCACUGGAGCUAUCAAGCCAGUAGCAACUCUGCAGUUCCUGGGACAGAGCUUCCAGGAGCAAAUGAAAUCCUUUCUGCCACUGCCUCUGCAGUGGAACUGCCCUUGCUACCCUCAGAAGAUGCAACGGAGCAAAGACCCUAAGUGCCCUAUCAACACCUCCAAUAAGCUGCAGUUGACCCAAAGAACAAGCCAGUCCAUCUCUCACGGGUACCACACACCCUCCACUACUCAUCACCAGACAGGGAACCCUGGCUUGGGCCCACAGCACAGACCCUCCAUCCUGGGCUGAUUACACUAAGUGAUUGCUAACUCACAUGUCUCUGGGAUGGAGCACCCAGGAAACAAGCAAAGUGGUGGAGCAGCAAGUCAGGUGAUGUGGAGCCCAGAGGUCAGGGAUGGCUAUCUCUCUAGGGUCCACUUGCCCUUGUGAGACACUUUAUCCCAGCACUUUAGGAAUGCUGAGGUCAUACCAGCCACAUCUCAUGUGCAAGAUUGCCCAGCAGAGAUCAGGUCCGAGAGUUCCCUUUUUAAAAAAAGGAGAUUUGCUUAAAAAAAGAAGUCUAGCCAUGUUUGUGUAGAGCAGCUGUGCUGUGCUGGGGGUUCACUUUUGAGAGAGUUCUCCUCUGAGACCUGAUCUCUGGAGGCUGGGCAGUCUUGCACUUGAGAUGGGGCUGGUCUGAUCUCAGCACUCCUUAGUCUGCUCGCCUCUCCCAUGGCCCCAGCCUGGCCACACCUGCUUAUGGGGCACUCUUAGAUGCCCACACCAUAGCUUCCAUGCUGGUGGACUGUACCAUAUCAGUGGAGAGCUGCAGCAAGGUGGCCCCUACAGCCACGCAGCAGCCUGCACAUUGCCUCUCCGUACGGCAGCCCUUUAUUUGGAAACUUCCUAAAUCACUUUGCUGUGUGUGUUUACACGGGUGGGUUUUGCUUUACUUGCCCUGAGAGCACACGGGAGUGCAGCACACACCCCAACCCACAUCAACUGCCAUUAAAGAAAAAAAAUUUCAGCCCAGAAUUUCAUGUCCAGCAAAAUUAAGCAUCAUAAGUGAAGGAGAAAUAAGAUCCUUUUCAGACAAGCAAAUGCUGAGGGAAUUUGGUAUCACCAGAUCUAGCUUACGAGAGCUCCUGAAGGAAGCACUAAAUAUGGAAAGAAAAGAUCAUCACCUGCCACUACAAAAACACACUGAAGUACACAGUCCAAUGCUGCUAAAAACCGACCACAUAUGUAAGUCUGCAAAAUAACCAGCUGACGGCAUGACGACAGGAUCAAAUCCACACAUACCAUUACUAACCUUAAAUGUAAAUGGGCUAAAUGCUCCCAUUGAAAGACACGGGGCAAGCUGGGUAAAGAACCAAGACCCACUGUAAUAUGCCAUCUUCAAGCAACCCAUCUCAUGUGCAGUGCCAUACAUAGGCUCAAAAUAAAGGAAUGGAGAAAAAUAUUUCAAGCAAAUGGAAAACAGAAAAAAGGUGUUGCACUCCCAGUUUCUGACAAAACAGACUAUACCAAUAAAGAUAAAAAAAGAGAAGGACAUUACAAAGGUGGUCCUGACCUUUGAUAAAUCUCAUUAUUACUUGAUACCAACCUGGGCUAUUUUUAUUGCCAAAACCAAUAGGAUAAUUUGCUGAGGUUGUGGAGCUUCUCCCCUUCAGAGAGUCCCUGAUCUCCCAAAAUUUGGUUGUGAUGUAAGGUUGAUUUUGCUGUACAACUCCUUUUUUGAACAUUUUACUCAUUUCCAACAAGGAAGGCAAGUUUUCCUGCUUCCAUGACAAAGGAGAGCAGGCACCUCCUUUCCUGAGUUUCAGCUUGCUUCUGACAGGGAAGGUGAGUGUAAGUUUUUCCAGCUUCUAAGAUGGCAGAGAAUGAUCACCCACUCUGAGCCUUAUUUCCAGGUAAGUAGCUGAAUUAGAGUUUUGUCUUAAAAUUUUUCCUUAAUGACUAAAAUUUAAGAUUACCCACCAGCUGCUUUUAAUUCCUCCUUACCAUUAGAACACUCAGUUAAUCAUAUGAAUUGUGUGUUUGUUUGUUUUGCCUAACUCUUUUUGUUUAUGUUUGGGGUUUUAUUGUUGUUUCAUUUUUCUCCCAUCUCUUCCUGACUUCGUCAAAUCCAAAGGAAUGUUCCAAAUUGUGGGGAGCAAGGCAUCUGAUUUGGCUAAAACCCCUGUGGCUGCAAAAAAAACAAAAACAAAAAACAAAACAAAAAACAAAAAACAAAAAAAAACAAAAAAAACCCCACAAAAAACAAAAAACCAAAA
This is a messenger RNA of Pan troglodytes (chimpanzee), 10009 nucleotides long. RefSeq names its product POTE ankyrin domain family member G-like. NCBI's taxonomy places the organism in Eukaryota, Metazoa, Chordata, Mammalia, Primates, Hominidae. Bases 3350 to 6223 code for a protein of 957 amino acids. The transcript has 27 exons. The record is from RefSeq and is a predicted model, not a curated record. Gene Ontology annotation, molecular function: protein binding.